CAUGUUUCUUCUUGAUACUAAGCUCAAUAUGCACUUGUUAUCUUGCUUUUAACUGUCAGUGACCCAAUCUAACACUUCCCAAGUUACUAUACCAUGAAAAAAAUAGCUGCUGCUCUCCAUAUAGCAGAGAUGUUGAGUCGCAGAUAGGCACAACAAAAAGACUGUCACAAAGUAAGCUUUCAGCCAAUAAGGUCUUUGUCAAAAGCAGACAAAACACACACACACACACACACACACACACACACACACACACACACACACACACAGUUAUCAUCUUAUAAUAUGAUGUAAAAUAUGCAUUAUAAGUCAAUAGGUAGAAAAUUAAAAUUGAUUCCAGUAUUCUACCAUUACUGACUGAAGUCACGUAUAGAUGAGUUAUCAGUGAUUAACAUAUUAGUCAGAAAGUAUGAUCCCCCAUGUUACAGAUUACUCACUGCAAGAAGCAUCAUCUCAUUCUUUGUGAAGGAAGUAUUUUGCAUUAAAAGUUACACAUUUCGUGACUGGUUACGGAUUGGUGAUGUACCCACAUUUGUCAUAUUCAUGCCCUCGCUUAUGAAGUUGUUUCAAAGGUUAAAGGGAGUACAUUUUAUGAACUUAUAGAUGUGUCCAGAUCUUUGUAAGAUAGCCAGCAAUGUCUGUCCUCUCGUCCAUAUCAAGCUGCAUAAUAAAAUAGUUGUUUUAAUUGUCCUUUACCGGUCUGUAUACUUGCUGUCAGAUUUAGACAGUUUUUACAUGAAAUUUUAAUGCUGUCUCUUUGUUUAGUAUUACAGGUCCUUCAGUCAUUUCGUACAACUCUCUUUGUUAUUUAGACUGUGUGUGGCUUUUUGGAUAAGUGUAACACUUGAAAAAUUACGUAGAAAGCAAUUCAGGUGUACUGCGUGAAUGACAUUAUAACUGUUUGGCGCUUAUAUUUAUGAGUGGACAAUAGUAGGAAGUAUGAAUAAUGCAUACUUGGGUAUCACCUCUGGGGUCACAUCCUGUUCAUAUGUAAAAGCACAUACUGGCCUUCAUUGUUCUGUAGUGGCAACAAGGAGUGGAGUGUGCAAUUGGCCCAGCAUACCAAGAUGGAAAUACCGAAGACAGCCGACCAGGGGGUGGAGCUGUUCGGGAUGAAGCGCCGCGGCAACCAGCUGGCUACGGCGAGCGGCGCCGGCGGCGCUGGGCCGGAAGGCGGCGACAGCGGCGAGCAGUGGGAGCCUCGCGAGACCGACUGGGCCCGCGUCGUCGCCGUGCUGCACAUUCAGUCCGGCGCCGUCUUGUCGCUCGCCUCCAUCGUCUGGAAGGCCAGCCUUGGCACCUGGCUCUGGGGAGGCCUGCUGACGUGGCUUGGUAUGCUGGGACUGACGGCGGGCACGCACCGGCUGUGGGCGCAUCGCAGCUACGACGCCUCUGCGCCGCUACGAGCCUUCCUCGCCGCCUGCCACACCGCCGCUGGACAGGGCAGCAUCUACACGUGGGUGCUGGAGCACCGCAUGCACCACAAGUACCACGGCACUGACGACGACCCGUUCAACUACCGGCGCGGCUUCAUGUUCUCGCACGUGACCAGCCGCCUGCUCAAGCCACACCCACGCUUUCAGGAGGUCGCCGCCACCAUCGACAUGAGUGACAUCGAGGCCGACUCCAUCGUCAUGUUCCAGCACAGGUACUGGGCGCCGCUGACGCUGUUGCUGGGGGUGGCGCUUCCGUUGUGGCUGCCGCUGCUGGUGUGGGGGCACGUGCCGCUGCCCGCCGCUGUCAUCACGGUGAUGCUACGGCUCGCCAUCCUCUGGAACGUCGCCGGCCUCAUCAACAGCGGCGAGCAGAUCUGGUCACUCUCCGUCAAGAAUAAGUACUCGGUGGACUCUAACCUGGUGUUCUUCCUGAACCGGACGCACUGGCCGCAGUACCACUACCUGCUGCCGUGGGACUACCGCACGGGCGAGUUCGGCUCGUACGACGACGACUGCGUGACGACGGCGAUCCGCGUGUGGGCGGCGCUGGGCUGGGCGUGGGGGCUGCGCACCGUGGGCGGCGACGCCGUGCGCCGCGCGCUCGCCGCCUCCGACGACGUCGUCUCCGCGCUCGAGGAGGAGGGCCGCCGCGUCGCCAAGCAGUCGCUCUUCCUGCAGUAGGGCGGCCCGCCUCAACACUGUCCAGGCUGACAAAGGAUGUCAUUAUCAAGGUAGCUGGUGAACUCACUGGAAACUGCGGACUGGAUUACUGGUUAUCGUCCAAGUGUAUCGAGGCAAGGGUCUGUUUGCUGGAGACCACCAACAACUUAAGAACCUCUGCUUUUGGCCCCCAUGCCCUAACUUUAUUUGCGUAAAACCGUAUUGCCGUCUCUCUCCAUUUGAUUAAGUUAUAAUAAAAAAUAUUUGAUCUAGAA
Schistocerca nitens (vagrant locust) is the source of this 2368-nucleotide messenger RNA. RefSeq names its product acyl-CoA Delta-9 desaturase. Gene Ontology annotation, molecular function: stearoyl-CoA 9-desaturase activity; iron ion binding. Gene Ontology annotation, biological process: unsaturated fatty acid biosynthetic process. Lineage: Eukaryota; Metazoa; Arthropoda; Insecta; Orthoptera; Acrididae. The record is from RefSeq and is a predicted model, not a curated record. The transcript is spliced from 7 exons. Gene Ontology annotation, cellular component: endoplasmic reticulum membrane. Bases 1065 to 2114 code for a protein of 349 amino acids.